This is a messenger RNA of Linum tenue, 1359 nucleotides long. The record is from the annotation of a GenBank genome assembly. Lineage: Eukaryota; Viridiplantae; Streptophyta; Magnoliopsida; Malpighiales; Linaceae.
CUCCGACCUGUCGACUCGAAUCUUUAUUCGAGUUAUUUCGAUUUUGCUUAUCAUGCCGUUCUAAUAGCGUCUCCAAGAAAGGAAGUUUGGGAAACAGUUCGGUCACCGGAAAGUGUGGAAAUAAAACGCCCCGGUGGUCUGAUUAGCUCUCCGUCCUCUGCCUCCGUUUCUUCUAUCGACGGCGUAAUUCGCUUCUGCCCAUUGAUUGCUGUUCCCCUGAAUCCCGCCACAGUCAACGGAGCCAAAUUUCCGUGUUCUUAUCGCUUACUAGCCAGUUGACAUCCGGUGACGGAGAUAGAGGGGAUUCUAGCAAUUUGAGGGUCCCGUUUAUUCAUGUCUCGCUUCUCUUCCGAGUAUAACUAGGGCAGCCCUCGGGUAAAGACGUGAAGAGCUACUAAACUAACUCCUCAAUCGAAUGCCAUUUCCAGUUGUUGGCAAGCACAAAUUAGAAAGAUGGAUUCGUCGCAGAACAUGACCGAAGGAAAUGGUGGUAAUGGCUCAUUAUCUGCACAGGCGAAUGAUACUGCUACAGCAAAUGCAUCAGCCAAUGAUCCAAAGGAGAAUCUAAACCAGGUUAUAAACUCCAUCCAGAAGAAUCUUGGCCUCAUCCACCAGCUUUACCUCACCGUGUCCUCCUUCAAUGCUGCCUCCCAGGCUCCUCUACUUCAGCGGCUGGGUUCUGAAUUGUGCAGCAACGGCCUCAUUACCGAGCUAGAUAAUAUGGACAAAUUGGCUGAGAAGUGCAAUAUACAGGUUCCAAUGGAGGUUCUUAAUUUGAUUGAUGAUGGGAAAAAUCCAGAUGAGUUCACACGAGAUGUCAUAAACAGCUGCAUUGCCAAAAACCAGGUUACCAAAGGGAAAACUGACGGCUUUAAGGCUCUACGUAAGAAUCUCUUGGAAGAACUAGAGCAGGCUUUUCCUGAUGAAGUUGAAUCAUACAGGGAAAUACGUGCGAUUUCUGCUGCUGAAUCGAAACGCCUUGCUCAAGCACAAAGUUCAUUGCCAAAUGGAGACGUGAAGGUUAAGCCCGAGCUUUGAGGUUGAUGUUGGUGAUGAAUAACUGUCAUCUUCCUUCAGUUCUGUUUUUUUUUUUUUUUUUUUUACUUUCUUUCCUUUUGUUUCUUCUUCUCUGCAUUGUUACCUUAUAGAUCUGAUACUGUUCUUUAACUAAAUAGGAAUGUACUUAACAGAAAAUUUUAGGCUAGUGAUGUUGAGAAUUCAGGGGGAUUGGCGAUGAUAGUAAUGGUGGUGUUGUAACUCUUUGGUGCGACUUCCUGAUGGAUUAGUGACUAGUACUGUGUUUUGAGUACGACGAUUCUAUAGGAUCCUUCAUUGGAUUGGUAGGGUGUUGUUAUGGGU